This is a messenger RNA of Callithrix jacchus (white-tufted-ear marmoset), 378 nucleotides long. NCBI's taxonomy places the organism in Eukaryota, Metazoa, Chordata, Mammalia, Primates, Cebidae. The record is from RefSeq and is a predicted model, not a curated record.
AUGAGUUGGCGAGGAAGAUCAACAUAUAGGCCUAGGCCAAGAAGUUUACAGCCUCCUGAGCUGACUGGGACUAUGCUUGAGCCCAGUGUUGAAGAGCCUGAAGAAGAGAAACCACCCACUGAAAGUCGGGAUCCUACACCUGAUCAGAAGAGAGAAGAUGAUCAGGGUGUAGCUGAGAUUCAAGUGCCUGACCUGGAAGCUGAUCUCCAGGAGCUGUGUCAGUCAAAGACUGGGGGUGAAUGUGGAGACGGUCCUGAUGUCAAGGGGAAGAUUCUACCCAAAGUAGAGCACUUUAAAAUGCCAGAAGCAGGUAGUUCAGACCCCAAAUGCCUGACUGCAAGACUUAAACACUACCAGAUACAGACACAAAUUGGGUAA